Messenger RNA from Alternaria atra, 975 nucleotides. RefSeq lists its product as uncharacterized. The record is from RefSeq and is a predicted model, not a curated record. Lineage: Eukaryota; Fungi; Ascomycota; Dothideomycetes; Pleosporales; Pleosporaceae. The transcript is spliced from 2 exons. Bases 1 to 975 code for a protein of 324 amino acids.
AUGCGCUUUGUAUUCUUUCUUCUUACAGGCACAAGUGCUGUAUCUGCCUACACUGUUAUCAACCACAAGCCUUUCAUGAAUAAGAAUGUUGACGCCUUGGUAGUUCCAGGAACUUACACUAGUCACAUGCAUACUUUCUUCGGAAGCGAUGUCAUUACCAAUGUGAAGCCAACUAGUGCUGAGCUUCAAAAAGGAUGCUACUCGGGUGAGAAUCCCAACGACCUCUCAGUAUACUGGAUCCCAACACUCUACUACAUCAAAGACGAGGAACGCAUUGAAGUACCCAUCUACCGCUUCAGCUCCUACUAUCAGAACAGUGGCUAUGCCGAAGUUCCAUUUCCCGCGGACACUGGUCUGAUCGCCGGCAAUGCAUCGGCACAAACCCAGGCAGCAGCUGACCACAAGGCCAAUCUACUUGAGUGGUGGUGCGAGGAAGAGCUCACCGAGGAGAAAGAUCUAGCCAAGUUCCCCACGAAGACCUGCUCUACCCAUCUUCAGGUACAGCUCCGAUUUCCUGACUGCUACAGCCCGGAGACUCUGAAAUCCGAGUACUCCACUGCCGAAUGGGGUAAUGAUAACUAUUGUCCCGAUGGUAUGUUCCGCAUACCCCAGCUCAGAUUCUCCGUCCGCUACGACCUCCGCAAGGUCCUCCCUGAUGGCUGGUCUGGUACUGCUCCUCUCCAGCUCUCCUGCAGUGAUACUGUCGGUGAAGGGUACUGCAUGCACGGCGACUUUAUCAACGGCUGGUUCGCCGACGCGGCUGAGAACAUGCUCAAGGCGGAUGAUGAUGGCAAGCAGAAGUUCAAGCGCAUUGGUGGCGAGCAUGGCACUGCCCCGGUAGAGAGCGAAUGCACACCUGAGGACGCGGAUCCCACCAACGGCACUAACGACUACAAGAUCAGUCUGGAGAUGAUGUCAUAUGGUAGAAAGAUGAACGAUACCGCGCAUAGCUCUAGGCGUAAGUUCAAGGCCUAG